AUGUACCCGAAGGAUCUCUCAUUUGGAUUUGGAGUCGCCCACUUCCAGCUGAAAAGCGAUCAUUUCCACAGACGUUAUGGUGUUGUUGUUCGGACUGCCCCUGAUGAAGUUUCGAUCGCGCAUGAGGAUGCGUGGCAGACUAUCGUGGGUGGUCAGAACCCAUUUCCUAGAAAUGCGACGUUUUUCAAAACACCUCCGGGUCAACCGGAUAACUUGGUUAUGACUGCGGAUCCGGUUGCGAAUGCCCGGAUGCGCCAGGUUGUCAUGCCGGCGUUUACGGAACGGGCGGUUAUGAAGCAGGAACCGGUCCUUAAGUCCUAUGUGGAUUUGCUUAUUGAAAAGUUAAUCGAUUGGUUUCACUGGUUCGCAUUCGACCUCUCUGGGCAGCUUUGUUUUGGCGAGUCUUUUGAAUGCCUCGAAAAUGCGAGGAGUCAUCCGUGGAUACGCAUGAUUUUUAGCUUCAUCAAGAUGACGGUCCUCGCCGCUAUCACCAGAUAUUACGCUGGUCUCGAAACUCUUCUUAUGCACUUCAUUCCUUCGAGCCUGCGCAAAAAACAGACAGAUCACUACGCGAUGGGGUUGGAGAGAAUCCACCGGCGUAUGGCAUCUUCUCAUCGGGAUGAUUUCAUGGCCCCUAUGCUCGAAAAUAAUCCGGAUUUUGAAAGAAUGUCCGUAUCUGAGAUAGAAUCUACCAUGCCGAUCAUAGUUCUUGCAGCUAGCGAAACGACCGCGACAACGCUUUGUGGGAUAGUCUCUGCCCUUACUCGGAGUACAAAACAAUUACACAGGCUGGAGCAUGAGAUCCGAGGUACCUUCGACAAAGAAGAGCAGAUUACCCUUCGCGCCGUCCAAAACCUUCCCUUCCUCAAUGCCGUGAUAUCAGAGGGCUUGAGGAUGUACCAUCCUGUAGCUGGCGGGCUCUUACGGAGCGCUCCGAAAGGUGGCGCGACCGUUUGUGGUUGUUUCCUUCCUGAAGAUACACAUGUAGUUGUUAACUCAACCGCUAUGUCCCUCUCAGAGGACAAUUUCCAUCGCGCAAGCGAAUUCCUGCCUGAGAGAUUUCUCCCUGCGGAUAUGCAACCUGCCGAGUUCGAGAACGAUUGCCGCGGCAGCCAGAAACCAUUCGGAUUUGGGGCGAGGAAUUGCUUAGGUAAAUCAUUUGCUUUGGCAGAGAUGCGGCUUGUGCUUGCUCGCCUCGUCUGGAAGUUCGAUAUGUCUAUAGCACCAGGAGGACAUGUCGAAUGGGGUCGAUUGAAAACAUAUGUUGUGGUGCAAAAGGAGCCUAUUAACGUUAUCAUCCGGGAAAGGUAA
This is a messenger RNA of Hypoxylon trugodes, 1311 nucleotides long. Its product is annotated as cytochrome P450. Lineage: Eukaryota; Fungi; Ascomycota; Sordariomycetes; Xylariales; Hypoxylaceae. Gene Ontology annotation, molecular function: oxidoreductase activity, acting on paired donors, with incorporation or reduction of molecular oxygen; monooxygenase activity; heme binding. The record is from RefSeq and is a predicted model, not a curated record. Bases 1 to 1311 code for a protein of 436 amino acids. The transcript is spliced from 8 exons.